CUUGAUUUUUCUUGCUCUUGGACUGCACUUCAGAAUCUCUGCCUCGCAAUCCUCUCGUCUCGCCACAUCAUUCUGUCAUACCGCUGCAUCCUCUCACCAUCUUCUCCCUCCUUCAUCUCCAUCUCCAACGUCAACGGUGUCUUCUUCCUCUAUUCUCUCUCAGAGCUUCCCAAGCCCCGACUCCUCUUUUCUCGCAAAGGAUUACCAUCAUGAACUGGAUGGGAGGCAACCUCGCUCGGCAUCGUCGAGGAAAGGGCCGGAAAGAGGACUUGGCAAACCAGAAGCAAUAUUUCGCAAAGGCCCGCUCCUGGCAGCGUGAGCAAGCAAAGACCAACCCUGUGGUCCUAUCUGCCGCCAAUUUUAUUCCCAAUUAUUUCGCCGCAUCGAACGCAGGUUCAAGGGUGGCCAGAUCAAGCUCUCCCCCUUCGCUACCAGUGCCUUUGGAGACUUCGGGAAAUCGAGAAUCUUCGGCUAACCUGGCCAAUCCAUCGCAAAACAUGCAAGACAAUGCUGCUCAACAGCCGCUACGUGUUGUGCCACUGAGCCAGACGAGCCGGUCAGCCGUGUUCAAUAAUCAGUCGACAAAAGACCAUCUAGUAGACACCUCUGGCCCAGAGGCCGACCGGCGGAGACUUCUGAAAGAAGAAGAUUUCAUGCAAAGUAAACUACCGAAACCUUCAAUGGUAAAGCCCACGCAGAAAAGAGGCCAUUCAACCGCUGCUAGGCAAGUUGUUGGGCAGCAGCGGCAGCGGCAGUCUGCAAAUCCCACUAGCCAUCGCGAAAUUCAGCCAAAGGUUGGUGGCCAGAGAGGUAAUAGAAAGAGGAAACUGACCAAGAUCACAUCUCCGCCCGUUGAUACAACAAUCAGGAUACGAGUUGGAAGUAAAAGUUAUCAAUGGAGCGAAGCAGGACAUUCCAUCCGAGACCCUACGUAUAAUAGCUCAUCACCAAGCCCAAGUGCAGAUGAAUCUCGGUGCAUCGCAAGCACUACAGGCACUACUUCAUACGUCAUUGACGAGUCUUUUACAGGGCUCUCGUCAUCUACCAUCAGCCCAUCACCAUGGCUUUCUCCUGGAAGCAGCCGGCCUGCAUAUCGCCGCAAGUUCUCCGAUCCGAUCAGGCACCUUGAUAGGGCAGGAUCGGCAAAAUCUCAAUGCCCGACGACAGCUUAUACCGACGCGCUAUCACUGCAAGCAAGACCGCCAACGAUGAGCGCGAUUAGUUCCGUUAGCAGCAUGGCCGUAGAGGUUGGCAAUGACCAAGAAUCUCCAAGAAUCGGCAUCGAUGAAGAAGAUAUUUGGAGGGCGUGGCUGAACCGAGACAUGCCCGAGCUCCAGGUGCCCAAAAGACAACAGGAUAUAACUGCCGAUAUUGGCAGACCUCGUCCAACACCCGUGCCUCAGGGACUGGCAAUUGCUACGCUGCGAAAGCGCCCUCCAAGAACCUAG
Molecule: messenger RNA, 1448 nt
Organism: Trichoderma atroviride IMI 206040
Lineage: Eukaryota; Fungi; Ascomycota; Sordariomycetes; Hypocreales; Hypocreaceae
Source: RefSeq, a predicted model, not a curated record